Molecule: messenger RNA, 1361 nt
Organism: Microbotryum saponariae
Lineage: Eukaryota; Fungi; Basidiomycota; Microbotryomycetes; Microbotryales; Microbotryaceae
Source: the annotation of a GenBank genome assembly
AUGUCAAAAUUCGACAAAAAUCGUAGUCGGGCUGUAGGUCGACUUUUAUGGUCCAGAAAAUGCAGAAAGGGUCGUACAUGACUUCUGGUCGAGGUGCCGAUACCACAGGCAGGUGCGGCAGACCCAAUAGUGUACAGGUACAUCCAUCAGUUGCGGCCUAGUUGCGGCCUUGCACAGGCCGCAACACAGACAAAAACUGCGAUUUUAGGAACAUGGGUCGCGGAUCGACCUUUUUUUUUUACUAGAUAGAGUAAUACUCGGGUCGCCUGCCUCCUCUUCUUCUAUACCCCACCUACUGCCAGCUCCCACACUCACAGUGAGCGUCCCGACUCCCCACUCGAGCGUGCUGCGUCGCUGCGUCGUACCUAUUUUCGCACGCCUCGCAACAGUGAGUGGCCUGAGUAGCGGCUUGCAACCAACCAACCUUUCUGCGAUCGACGACCACUGACCACUGCAUCACCUGAUCUGUGAUCUGGAACCGGCGGCAGUGGCCUCGGAACUGCAGUCGCUCGAUCUGAGUCGAUUGCUCGGCGCGCACGCGGUGCUGUCGCUGCUCGCCAACCUCUCGAAUGCGCCAGUGUGGAACCUGCCGCUCAGUCUCUAUGGCUUGGUCGUAGUAUCCCACCACGCCGAUGAUGGCGGUGACUCGGUUCGCCAGGUUAGUCGCAUUCGGCGCAGCAGGUUCCACGCACCGCCACACACUCGACGUGUCCCCCCCAGCGUCGAUCAAUCGAUCACUAAUGACGCGCUUCCUUUCGCUCGUACCCAGUUCGCCGCCCUGUAUGCGUUCUCCUUCUUCCUCGACGCUCUAUGGCUACUGUCCAACUCGACCUACGCCUCGACAUGGUUCUUCAUCGUCGCCAACUUCCUGCUCAAGGUCAGGCAGUGCUACAUUCGAUGACGGCCUGCGAACUCGGACCUAUGCUCUUUCGGAAUUUCACUUCAAGGCUCGCUUGCUGACACGACCUCCCCUGUGCAUCUUCCUCCCGUCGCAGCCGGUGACUUUACUGUCGACACUGGGUCAACUGCGACUCCGUGGACAUGCGACCUUCAGCUUGCCCGGCGGGUUCAGCCUUCCGGGAGGCAACGAUCAGUUCGGCGGCAACGGUGGCUUCCCUCCCGCUCGAACAGGCGCGAAUGAGACCAUGUGGCAAGCACCGUCGGGUGCUGGAGGCUACCAUGAGCGAACCUUUUCCCAAGAAGAACGUGGCGUACCUUCACCUUCGACUGCGGCGGCUGCUCCGACGACGGCUCCUCCGAGCGCCUCGAGACCGGUCGGCCCAGUCGCGGUGGGUGGAAAUGCAGCGGGCCCGGGAUAUCAAGGGCGGAGCGAAGGAGGGGGAUACCAUACGCUCGAGUGA